CUUUCAAAACUCCAGGUGAUCAUACAAUUGUUAUUCACAUUAAGGGUAGUUUGUUUCUCCUUUAUCGCAGUUAGCGGUUUGAAAUGCCAUCACUGCCUAAGCUCGUCAUCGCUGUAUGAUUGUGGCAAGUCAAGCGAGAAGAUUGAAUGUCCUGAAAUAGCAGACAACUGUGCUAAUAUUUCCACUGAAGUCGAGGCUAGCGUUGGUUCGAUUAAAAGCUAUUUCUACGGCUGUGCUACCAAGAAAAUGUGCGACGAUGCCAGGGAACAACUUAAAGUGUGUCAAAAGAUCAGUGGUGGAGGCUAUAAAGUGAAAUGCAACAUCACUUGCUGCAAUGGAGAUUUAUGCAGUCCAAUCGUUACUUCACAAAGUACCAUGCCACUUUCAGGCCACUUUUUCCUACUUCCUGUAAUAAUUUCCGCUCUUUCUUAUCUUAAAGACUACUGA
This is a messenger RNA of Pocillopora meandrina, 447 nucleotides long. Lineage: Eukaryota; Metazoa; Cnidaria; Anthozoa; Scleractinia; Pocilloporidae. The record is from the annotation of a GenBank genome assembly.